CGUCCCAGCCGCGAGGAGCCGCGCGGGCGUGGGAGUCCCGGCCGGGCCGAGGCGGCCAGGGUUCUAGUGCCCGUCCUGAGAGGCAGACGCUGGCCUCUUCCUGCCCCUACUUCCACCCCUGGGGCCGAUCACAUUCAUGAGGUCAGCACCCUCAGUCUCGGCGCUAAGAAGACUUGGAAGAGGAAAUGUUUCAGACAGGUCCCCACACUCUCCUACCUUCUGGGCCACUCCCCUUGGGCUCCUAACUUGUCUCUCUUGUCUUGUACGGCUCUUGGUCCCCCUCCUCACCUAUAGAGUCUUACCCCGUUUGGGUUUUUUGUUUUUGUUUUUUGCUUCAAUUUUAUGUUGCCUUUUACUAUGAAGGACAUGUCUAUGUUACAUAAAGUAGAAUGUUACUAAAUACAAUGAAAAUAAGAACCUCCUCUCCCCCUGCUUUCUUCCCCAACCCCCUGCUAACAAUGUUAGCUAGCUUCCUGUUAAUUUCCAGACUACUGCUUCGCCCUAAUACAGGAGUAUUAAUAUGUUUUCUACCAGAAGGUUAGGACAGGGGGCGCUCAAAAGGCAUGUCCCCUCUGCUCAGACCGAGGGUGGGAGCAACCAUCACCAGAUAUCAUUUCUCUUGCCAGGUCUGGGUGAUGCUAGAGGGCCCCUGCCCAGUUACUAUCCUAGUUUUGGCUCUCAGGUUAGGGUCUGGGGGGAGAUCUGAAAUGCAGCCUCUGCGUUGAGCUCAGGAUUCCUACUCCUUCCCCAGCAAGGUCCAAGGCUGUGGUCCUGGUUCCCUUGGGCAGUGCCUCCUCUUCCCUUGUUCCCUGACCCUCGUGUAAACGAAUUCCAGCUGGGGCCACCCCUUCUGUUCUGCUCAAAGGAUUGACAUUCAGGAUGCUCACAGCUAGGGCUCAGCAACUCCUCAGCCGUCCCGGCCUACAGUAUAUAAAUAACAAAGAUCAGAGACAAAGAAGUGUGACUGGUGGGGCGGUAGGUGGGGUCUUGAGCCUGUGUUUCUAGGAAAAGGAGGGGAUGUUGCCUGAGGUGAAGUAGGGAAGAAGAGGCAGGGCAGUUCUCCACCUGCUGCCUCGUGGUGCAGUAACUGGGAGGCAAUUUAGCUGAGGAGGGUCAAAGAAGUGGUUUCCUGACUGGGAUUUUGCCCCCUCCCCCAUCUAGGGCUAGGAUAUUGUCAGAAGACAGAAGAGAUACAAGCACCAAGGGGCCCUGGCUCUGUCUGGACAAGGAGGAAAUCUGUAAUAGAAUGAUUUGAGUUGCAUAAGACAAGAGCCCAGUUCCAAGGACUUUAGAACAUAAAGGAAUGAUUUAACUCACAUAACUGGAAAGUUCAAGGUGCAGACAAAGCCAGGAGCACAGUACAUUUGGGCACGCACCUAUUCAUCUUUGGCUGUGUAUCUUUGUCGAUUUUAUCCUCAGCCAGGCUCUUUCCAGGCAGUGGCAGAUGAGUUCUACCCUUUCUUCCAGCUUAGUCUGGUGGGAAGGGAAACAAUAUCUCUUUCUUAUCGGUCCAGCUAAGGUUGCAAGCUGGUUCUGAUUGGUCCAAACUAAAACCUAUGUCCAACUCUGAACAAAUCACUUUAGAAAGAGGAGUGGAAUAUGCAGUUUGGCUAGGUAUAUUUCACUUGUGCACACCUGGAACUAAGGAGUGGGGUUAGCCGUGGAUUGAGAAGAGGGAAGAGGGGAUGCCCCAAAGGUCAGUCAGGAUUGGGAGAGGGAAUCUGGGCAGGUGAAAACCACAGAUAUCCUUUAAAAUGAAACCAGGAGGUACAGUAGGAAUGCAGGUGAGAAAACCUAAUGGGGGCUGUGGUCCCAAAGUGAUCUUGGGGGCUCAAGAUUAAGCUGAAGGCAUACCAGGGCAUGGGCUCGGUUGGCUGUGUGGCAUGGGCACUAUCCACGAUAAGGAUGGCUCCUGUCAGCUUUGAAAGAGAGACAUCCUGGCCCAGGAGGGGUCAGAACUUCUCUGUCACCACUGCAGGAUAAUAUCUCCCUUUCUCUGCCACUGUAACCCUGGGCUUUCUCUGAGAAAUUAGUGGAGGGACAGGCCUCCCGCAGGUCUGGGCUGAGCCUGGCUGGGCUGUGCAGAUUCAGAGGCACAAGGGGCCGCCUGUAGGAGGAUGAACUUCCCCUCACAAAUGUGCCAGCUGGCUGGGGACAGCUGAGCCACUCAGGGCUGGACAGUUGUCUCUACGGCUGGGUUGGGGGUGGUCUGGAUGCCUGACCAUCUGCGUCUCCAGGAGGCAAGAUGGCGACUGGGCCAGAUGGACUCGAGGAGUGGGUGGGCAGCGCAUACCUGUUUGUGGAGUCCUCGCUGGACAAGGUGGUCCUAUCUGAUGCCUACGCUCAGGCCCAGCAGAAGGUGCCGGUGUACAGGGCUCUGCGGACUGCGCUGGCAGAGAGUGGCGGGAGCCCAGACGUGUUGCAGAUGCUCAAGAUCCACCGCAGUGAGCCGCAGCUGAUUGUGCAGUUGCGCUUCUGCGGGCGCCAGCCCUGCAGCCGCUUCCUCCGCGCUUACCGCGAGGGGUCGCUGCGCGCCGCGCUGCAAGCGUGCCUGGCGGCGGCUCUCGCCCAGCGCUCCGUGCCUUUGCAACUGGAGCUGCGCGCCGGCGCGGAGCGGCUGGACACCCUGCUGACGGAUGAGGAGCGCUGCUUGAGUUGCAUCUUUGCCCAGAAGCCUGAUCGGCUCCGGGACGAGGAACUCUCGGAGUUGGAGGACGCACUGCGGAACCUGACAUGUGGCUCGGGGCGCCAGGAUGGCGACGUGGAGGUCGCUCCAGCGCCCUCGCAGUCCCUGGCCACCUCCCUCUCAGAGGAGAAGCCGCCGCCGCCGCCACCUGGCCAGACUUUUCUGUUCCAAGGACAACCCAUAGUGAACCGGCCGCUGAGCCUGCAGGACCAACAGAAGUUCGCGCGCUCAGUGGGUCUCAAAUGGCGCAAAGUGGGGCGUUCCCUGCAGCGAGGUUGCCGAGCGCUGAAGGACCCGGCGCUCGACUCCCUGGCCUAUGAGUAUGAGCGCGAAGGGCUCUACGAGCAGGCCUUCCAGCUGCUGAAGCGCUUCGUGCAGGCCGAGGGCCGCCGCGCCACGCUGCAGCGCCUCGUAGAGGCCCUCGAGGAGAACGAGCUCACCAGCCUGGCAGAGGACUUGCUGGGCCUCACGAAUCCCGAUGGUGGCCUGGCCUAGACUGGGUACCAGAAAAGGGGCAAUCGGUCAGUUGCCCAACAGGGUUUGGAGCACCUGGAUGACCCUAGGGUCCCUUCUGCUGCUACUGCUGAGAUCCUAUCCAUCCACAGGACUCUGAGACCACACUUACAACCCCGCUUGGCCCAGCUGUUGGAGCUCCUGGGCAGUGUUGACUGCCUUCUCCAGGAGUUGGGCAAGCACCCGCCAUGCCUGUUGGGGUGCCACUGGGGAUUUGGCCCCAGAUACUAUGAUAGCAGUGGAGUGCGUGGGCAGCCUACUCCAGCAGUUUACCCACCCCAAAGGCAGGGCUUCUGGCCAGCCCUUACCUCUUCAUUCAUUGAACAACUAAACUAUGUAUGAAGCACUUGCUGUGUCCUAGCCAUCAUCCUGGGUGCUGCAAAUACUGUGGUGAACAAGAUACACAAAACCUCCCUGCCUCCAGUUCAUACUCAGUGUCAGACUGCAAAUUUUAAGCAAUAGUAAUAAAAUAUUACCUGUUUUUUUUU
Messenger RNA from Nyctereutes procyonoides (raccoon dog), 3687 nucleotides. RefSeq names its product TNFRSF1A associated via death domain (gene TRADD). The record is from RefSeq and is a predicted model, not a curated record. NCBI's taxonomy places the organism in Eukaryota, Metazoa, Chordata, Mammalia, Carnivora, Canidae. Gene Ontology annotation, cellular component: tumor necrosis factor receptor superfamily complex. Gene Ontology annotation, biological process: positive regulation of canonical NF-kappaB signal transduction; extrinsic apoptotic signaling pathway. The coding region runs from base 2246 to 3181 and encodes 311 amino acids. The transcript has 5 exons. Gene Ontology annotation, molecular function: transmembrane receptor protein tyrosine kinase adaptor activity.